GCUUACCUUUGAUGACAGACGAAUGCAGAACCAUCGCAGUCCAUAUAAUAAAAGCGCUUUGAGCCCUCAUGUUAGAUAAAGCGACUCGAGCGAGCGCGCGCAGACACCGUGCAGAUUCGCUCUGUGAUUCCCGGGAUGAUCUUUCCGUUAGAUGACAGCGGACAUCAUCGGAGCUAAAAAUAUCCCGAGGGCUCUGGGCUUCGACAGCGGGGUGUGGUUAAGCGCAGCCUACAGUCUAAACGACAGCUAAAGAGAGCAAAAGGCUUCGGGCUAUUAGACCGUCUGAAUCGAAUGUGAAGGAGCCGAAUGAUUUGAGAGUGAAGUGAAUGAAGUGUGGCGUCAGUCCCGUCCGCUCUUAUUUAGUGCUGCUACCCACGUGUGCGCCGGUGGACCAUCCCGUUAGAUCUGCCCCCCGCACACAUGACCUGACAGGACUCCAAAAACACCCCCUCACACAUUACCACUGAGUACUGACUGUCACACAAGAAUAGGACAUAAGGAACUUCAUGAGGAUUGAGAAUGGAGGCAGUGAAUGCGGACGACUUCACAGUGGAGGCAGUGGAGAGGGCUCUUCAGCAGCUUUACUAUGACCCUGAUAUGGACAAGAAGAAUGUGGCCCAAAAGUGGCUCACACAAGCCCAAGCAUCACCACAAGCCUGGCAUUUCUGCUGGGCUUUGCUCCAGCCAGACAAAGUUCCUGAGAUCCAGUUCUUUGGGGCAAGCACAUUGCAUGCUAAAAUCUCCCGCCACUGGUCUGACCUCCCGCCCGGUCAGUUAGACUCGCUCCGCUCGCAGCUCAUUGCUCAGGUCGGCCAGUUUGCAUCAGGGCCUAAGAUGGUGCUGACGAGACUCUGUGUCGCUCUGGCCUCUUUGGUCCUUCACGUCCUACCCGAAACGUGGCCGACGGCAGUACCAGACCUUCUGUGUGCCUUCCAAACUGGAGAGGGUGUGACGGAGGCUGACGGUCAAGCCCGAUGCCUCGCGCUUCUAGAGCUUCUCGCCGUUCUGCCCGAGGAGCUUCAAAGCAGCAGGAUCCCGGCCUCUCGGCGUUCCCAGCUGAGAAGCGCUCUUGCUGUGGACUGGAGCUCGGUCUGCUCCCUGUUCCAGCAGUUACUACAGCGGCCGGACGCACCCUGUCCGGUCAGAGAGCGGGUGCUGAGAUGUGUGUCCUCCUGGCUCACGCUGGGCAUCGCUUUAAAAGACAGCGAGGGGUUGCUGGAGAGUUGCUUUGCUCUGCUGAAGGAGUCUGAGCUGUUUGACACAGCUGUAGAGACCAUCGUCAGCAUCAUCUCACAGCCUGACUGUCAGAGGUUUGCAGACAGUCUGCUGAAGGUUGUUCCUCAGGUGCUGGGUCUUCAGGAGCAGCUAAAGAAAGCAGUGCAGGAUGGAGAUAUGGAGACAUCUCAUGGAAUCUGUCGCAUUGCUGUAGCUCUGGGAGAAACGCACUGCAGGACUCUUCUGGAGCAGGUGGAUCGCUGGCAGGGCUUUCAGGCUCUAGUGAGCAUGAUUAUGUCCUGCACAGGAACACCUGGACACUAUCCUGUGGAUGAGACCUCCAGCUCGCUCACACUCACAUUCUGGUACACCCUACAGGACGAUAUAACAUCAUUGGAUGUUGAGCGGCAGACGCUCUAUCUACAGAUCUACAGACCUGUGUACUUCCAGCUGGUGGAUGUUCUGCUGCAGAAGGCCAGUUUCCCCAGAGAUGAGGACUACGCCACGUGGUCCGCAGAUGACAAAGAGCAGUUCAGGACCUACAGGGUUGACAUCUCCGAUACUCUGAUGUAUGUGUAUGAGCUGCUGGGCCCAGAGCUCCUCAGAAACCUGUAUGAUAAACUCGGCACACUGCUGACAGACACAACACACCCCUCCUCAUGGCAAGAUAUAGAGGCUCUGCUGUUUGGGUUUCAGUCCAUUGCUGAGACAGUAGAUGUCAGUUACUCAGACGUCAUUCCAGGACUGAUUGGUCUGAUUCCUCUCAUCACAGCAAACAAUGUUCAGCUGGCUGAGACCAUCAUGUUCACCAUAGGCUCUUUGGCCGAGUGGUUGGCCGAUCAUUCGCUCAUGUUGGCGAGUGUCCUGCCUGUGGUCUUGCAUGGUCUGUCCAACCCGGAACUGUCCGUGGCUUGUGUUUCUGCUCUGAAGAGAAUCUGCCGAGAAUGUCGACAUGACCUCCACCUUCACGCCAGUGACAUCAUGGCCGUCUCACAGGCAGUGCUUGUCAAAGACAUCCAUAAAAGUCCUCAGUGUAUGUGGAUAAUGCAGGCGCUGGGGUUCCUGCUCUCAGCCCUGCCCAGUGACGAGAUUCUGGGGAAGCUGCUCUCCCUGGUCACCCCUCACAUCCAGCAGCUAGAGAAACUAGCCAAUGAGCCGCCCAGCUCUGCUAAUAAGCUUCCUAUAGUCCACAUCCUCGGCCUGCUGGCCAAUCUCUUCUCCACAUUUGACCUAAACAAGCAAAGCGAAAGAUUGGAGGUCAUGAGGCCCGUCCAAACACCGCCACACAACAACAACCCGGUGGUGGUUGUCCUGCAGCAGGCCUUCCCUCUGAUCCAGAUCAUUCUCAACAAGUGGCUGAAUGAACCGGAGGUGGUCGAGGCGGUGUGUGCUGCCUUUGAGAAAUCACUGAAGACCCUUCUCCAUGACUUUGCACCACUGGUGACUCAGCUCUGUGAGCUCAUUGGUCAGAUGUUCGGCGCUUACCCACAAGCCUCGGCUUUAGACCUCACAAGACAAUUAGUUCACAUUUUUGGCUGUGAGAAGGAUCUCUUUUCUCCAAUCACUGCUCUGUUGGAGCUGAUUACCAACAUCACCAUAUCCAUUUUUCAGCUCGGCUCCAGAGAUCAUCCAGAUGUGGUGGAGUCAUUUAUGCAGCUUCACAUUCAGGUAUUGAGAAGAAAGUCUGACCUUUAUCUUUCAGACCGUCUUGACAUCAAAGCUGUUUUCUACUGUGGAAUCUUGUCAUUCAAAUUUCCUGAAACUCCAACACUGAAAGCAACUUGUCUGCUAUUCACGGAGCUGAUCUCUCAUUGUGAGGAUAUUCCUGUUGUGAGGGAGGUGCUACAGGAGGAUGGCAAGCUGCUCCUUCAGACCCUACUAGAGCACAAAGAACACUUUUGCCAGCAGAUCCUCAGGGAACAAGUGAGUAAGCGACGGAUGAAGGACAUUGUGAAAGAGUUUGCUUUGUUGAGUCGAGGACUACAAGGUACUGAGUAUGCAGCAAGCUACUAAACACACUCUCUAUGCAAGAUCCAGAAUGGAUUCUGAGUUACAAUUGCUUUACUGUUGUGGGGUCAAAAGAUACAGUGCCCUAUUUUGAAUCAAGCCAUAUUGUUAACGUGUUAUGAUUGAAAAAGCAAUCUGAAUGAUUGAAAUAAUAGAUAUGAUUUUGAUUUUUGUAAUCCUAUCACAUCUUCUGUAAACACCACAACGGCACUGAUUUCACCACAAAAAAAUAUUUUUUUUUGCCUAUUAAAACGAU
Sinocyclocheilus rhinocerous is the source of this 3478-nucleotide messenger RNA. Its product is annotated as importin-13-like. Gene Ontology annotation, molecular function: small GTPase binding. The coding region runs from base 520 to 3228 and encodes 902 amino acids. The transcript has 21 exons. The record is from RefSeq and is a predicted model, not a curated record. Lineage: Eukaryota; Metazoa; Chordata; Actinopteri; Cypriniformes; Cyprinidae. Gene Ontology annotation, biological process: protein import into nucleus. Gene Ontology annotation, cellular component: cytoplasm.